Molecule: messenger RNA, 4261 nt
Organism: Drosophila takahashii
Lineage: Eukaryota; Metazoa; Arthropoda; Insecta; Diptera; Drosophilidae
Source: RefSeq, a predicted model, not a curated record
CAUAUAGUCACAAAAAUCUUUCGCAUAAAGAAGUAAAACGUAAGAAUUUUCCAAUGCAAUUUUCGCUGGGAAAUCGGCAUUAAAAUAAUGUAAAAAGUGGUAAAUAAGUUGGCGCCUACCGACCGGCAUGCAAAAGCAUUGAAAUCCAACCUGUGCGACUAGUUUUCGGUGUUGUUUUGGCCCUGCAUAAAUUUGUUGCGCGCCAUUUUGUUUUUGGAAAGCAAAAAAAAAAAGACAACAGCAAAAACCUACCACAAAAAGUCAAAUGACUCGCGAUGCGUGCGGCCUAGAAGUCGUCACCCCCCCUCGAAAAAAAACACCGAAACCCCGACCUCCCCGACCAACACACACACACACGCACACAUCUGCAAGCUGCGAUUGUUCAUAAAUUUUAAUUAACUCAAAAAGGCGGAGGAAAAAAGAAGAUAACAACAACAAAAGGCGAACAAAACACCGGAAAGCAAGGAGAAUUAAUAAAAAUCAAUAGAGCGGCGAAGCGGGAGGCGAUAAAAAGAAGUGUUAUCAGUGCGAAUUAAUUGGCUGCAAAGAAGAAGAGGGGAGGAGGAGGAGGAGCAGGAGGUGGCUCCCGGGGCUUGAGGAUUAGGGAGCUCCACAUCCGCAUCCGCAAACCCCCGCCAAGAUGUCCGUGCAGCAGUUCUGCCUGCGGUGGAACAACCACCAGCCGAACUUCAUCUCGGUCUGCUCCUCGCUGCUGCACAAUGGCACCCUGGUGGACGUCACUUUGGCCGCCGAGGGACGCCAGCUGCAGGCCCACAAAAUAGUGCUCUCCGCCUGCAGUUCGUACUUUCAGGCUUUGUUCACCACAAAUCCGUGCCAACAUCCCAUUGUCAUCCUGAAGGACGUGCAGUACGAUGACCUCAAGACCAUGGUGGACUUCAUGUACUACGGCGAGGUGAAUGUCUCGCAGGAACAGCUGCCGCACAUCCUCAAGACCGCCGAGAUGCUCAAGAUCAAGGGUCUGGCGGAGAUGCCCACGGAUCCGGCCAAUCUGACCAAGUCGGACAGCAAGUCAUCCACCGAUGGCACCGAACUGGUGGGCGCCUCGGGCGUGGGCACCGGUGCGGGCACUUCGGCUGGCAGCCUGGGUGCCGCCAGUGGCAGCAGCGUCGGCGAUUCCCUCUGGAGCAGCAGCGAGGCCCAGCAGUUCCAGCAGCAGCAGCAACAACAGCAGGCGGCUCAGCAACAGGCGCAGCAACACCAUCACCACCAGCAACAGCAGCAGCUGCAACAGCAGGCGGCCCAACAGCAGGCCCAGCAGCAGGCUCAGCAGCAACAGCAGCAGCAGCACCAUCACCACCACCAUCAGCAGCAGCAGAGCGGACAGGCGCAGGCGGCGCAGACGCAUCACCAUCAGAUGCGACGCACGCCGUCGCCGCUGAGCGCCGGCACUUCGCCGGCCACCAGGCGCAAGCGGUUGCGCAAAUCCUCGAAUAACGGCUCUGGCGAACGCAACAAUGCGGAGGAACAGCACAACAGCUCCCUGGACGCGGGCAGUGGUGCCGGCAAUGCCGGUCUCAGUCUCGCCCAGAUGAGCCAAAUGUCCUUCGGUGCUGGCGGCGGUCUAGCCGGCCACUCACUGCACGCGGCCAAGCUGCUCAAGGAGUCGGCCAGCGCUGAGCUGGAGCAGCAGCCGCAGGAUUCGGAUCUGGACGACGGACACGGACAUUUACACAUGCAAAUUAAGCCCGAAGUGGACAUUGGCGGCGUGAACCAAACGAUGCCGUUGGACAUCUCUGGAGGAACCACACCAUCCGAACACGAUGCGCCGAACUCCCAGUCCUCGCACUCUGAACCGAGUCCAGCGCAUGCCCCUCAUCCGCCGCAUCCUCCUCUGGCGGCCGCCAGCAGCAGCAGCGGUGGCAGCGGCAGCUUCGAGCGCUCCUUCAGCAUCGGAGGCAUCGGAUCGACCGAGUGCGAACCGGAUGGCACGCCCAGUUCGCCGGUGGUGAUGGGCACGAAGCGCAACCGGGUGCUGACCCGUCAGCCGCGGGUGAAGCGGGACAGCGACAGCAUCUCCUCGACGAAUCAGAUAUCUCCGGACACGGCGGCCACCACGCUGGACUUUGAUCCUUUUAAUGCUGCCGGAGCCACGAGUGUUACGGCCCGGGAUUACUCGACCACUGGGUCGUCGCAUCAUCUGCAUCACCAUCAGCCAGCGCAUCAUCAUCACCUGCUGACCGUUCCGCCGCGAAUCGAGCGACAUGCCUCCGAACCGGCGCCCAGUUUGGGACCCUCCACGCCGCACCUGCUUAGCGUGCCGUCCAGCACACCGUAUCUCAUCAAGCAGCACUCGGACCCCCUGCUGCCCCGCCAGUCGGCCCUGCAAAUGGCAGGCUCCAGUUCUGGGUUGGCAAGCGGCAGCAAUCCGUUUGCCCCGCUGCACCGCCAAUACUCGCAUCCGCUGUCGGGCAGCAGUGCCAGUGCCUAUGUGACGCCCGCGCCGCUCCACCAUCCGCACCACAUCUCACUGCCCGAGUCCAUCUACGCCUCGGGCUCCCCGCCGCCGGCCGGCUCCUCGCAGUACCUGGUGCCCACGCGUGUGGUGGCCCAGUGCCCGGUGGUCUCCAGUGAAACGGCUGCCACGCCCACGAAUGCCAGUCCGGGCUCCUCGUCGACCGUUUCGGCUGCCGUCUCCGUGGUUACCUCGCCCAAUUCGGGGCUACAGAAUAGUGCUAACCGACAUCCUUUGUCGCCCACAUUCUCCAUUGGAUCGGAUGUGGCCCACGAGCGGAGGUCACCGCAUUCACCAACUGUCAGUAGAUCACAGAUUGUGGAGGGGCGUGGCAAGCAGCCGGGAGAGGCGUCCAACGGAGGCGGCGGCGGCCAGUCGAGGCUAAGGAAUUCCAAGUCCGCCUCGGGCUCCAUCAGCGGCAGCAGCAGCCAUCAUCAUCUGCAUCCCAGCCAGGCCACCAUGAGCAGUUCGUUUGAGCAUUUGCCCACGCUGCGCGUCAAGAACGAGGAACUGCAGCGAUCGGUGUCGUCACCUCAGACCCAACGGGAGAUCAUUACCCUGGAGAAUCCGCGUUCUAGUCACUGCCCGGUCAUUCGACCAGGUCCUGCGCUGGGCUGCAACUUCUGCUGGAACACCAUCGAUGGGCAUGGACGAAUUUUGCGACGCAAAACGAAGUACCAUUGCCCCGAGUGCCAGACGAACUUGUGCAUUGUGCCCUGCUUCCAGGAGUACCACGAGCGGCUCAACAACGAGGCGGCGGCAGCGGCUACUUCUUCAGCCAGUGGAGAGAAUCAGCUGAACAGCAGCAGCAGCAGCAGUGGCAAGGCCUCGCCGUAUGUCUCCUCCGCCGGCAGCAGCAGCGGAUCAGCGGGUGCCGCAGCAGCUCGUCAUUAUACCAAGACGGAAUCGAUAUAAACUGGAGCUGCCGUGGCUAAGCCCGCACAUUUGUAUUUGUGGCAGGAUGGCCGAUGGUGAAAAGGGUGAACCGCUUGUAGGGAUCUUGGAGUCCUAGGUUGCCCCACCAGGCCGUCGUCUGUCGAAUUUGUUUUUUUGUCAGCAGGAUGCGCAAAGCAACCUGCACAACCGAAAUUUUCAUUUGUUGUCCCGCCAGUUUCACUGUGCAUCCGGUCCUGGAGUCCGGGCACAUGGAUUGCGCGGAGAUGGGCGCCCCAAGUGGCGCCGGAGAUUUGUUUUUUGAGCCGUGGCUUCAAAGCGCACGCAGCCAUUUGUAAAGUAACGAAAAAAAUACCUUUUUGGACCACUCCGCUGGAAAAUGCGGAGUGCAGAGUAAACUUUUUUGUAAAAUCUAAAAGCUAAAUGUAAUACUAUGUUUAUGUGUGUGUGUACUAUAUAUUAUAUAUGUGUAUGUUCUUGUACAAAAAAAAAAACCAACAAACAAACGAAAAAUCCAACAAAAAUAAAAACGUUCGACGACGUUGGUGCAGCCAAGCGGUGUGCGUGUGUCUCAGACUUCUGAAGCUCGAAUUACGAUUAGGUUUUCACCAAGUACAACUAUUACUACCCCUGCUCCGGUCUAAACUUAAGUAUGUCCCUGUAUGCACCUGUACUUUCGCCGGGCACCGCUGCGCAGGCGCACGAAUUGUCAAGAGGCCCACAACAGCACACGACACUUGUUUUACCACAAAACGUUUUAUAUCAAUGUAUAUGCACACGUGUGUCCCCUAGGGAGAACCAGGUCCUGGAGAUUCGUUUAACUCUGAGUGUAAACUACUAUGUAAACAAUACGGAAAUCAAUAAAUAAUUGUAAACCCUCUGGUUUGAUAAAAA